Trichomonas vaginalis G3 is the source of this 1199-nucleotide messenger RNA. RefSeq names its product keratin-associated protein family. The transcript has a single exon. NCBI's taxonomy places the organism in Eukaryota, Parabasalia, Trichomonadida, Trichomonadidae. The annotation marks the transcript as partial. The record is from RefSeq and is a predicted model, not a curated record.
AUGAAAAAGAUUAAUGAUAAUAAGAGUUCUGGCGGAAGAGUUGAAUUAGAAGUGAAUGAUGUUAAUGAGAAAUUAGCCGAAAAAGCAAACAAAAAUGAGCUUUUAGCUCUGAGUGAUAAAGUCAAGAACCACGUUCAUUAUAUAACUUCAGACGAACAGAUUAUAACGGACUACCAUGGAUAUUUAACACAGGAUGAAGAAGCGAAGACGAAAGAUGUUAAUGAAAGAAGAUAUAAAUACAUUCGUGCUAAAGGUUAUGACAUAAGCUGUACUGUACAGUAUGACACGGGUAAAGCACAAGAAACAUUUGGUUAUAACGAUGAAAUUUAUGCCUCUACUUUCAAUGUUAAAGGUGUAUUAGUUGAACCAAGAUUUACUUUGAGAGUUAAGUCAAAAAUAACGUUUGAAGAUGCUAUUAAAAGUAAAGCUGACAAAGUUGAACUCGAAGCAACGAACAAAGUUUUGAAAUCUCAUAAACACAACAUCUCCGAUAUAAAUGAACUUCAAGCUACAUUAGACAGUAAAGCCGACAAGAACCAUACACAUAAAUCCUUCACUACUGUUAGAGCAGACGACAUAAUAUUGAACUUUGACCUUGGUUCAAGUGCACCAUUAGAAAAUCCAAGUACAAGCGUAAAAGAUACUCUUAACAAUUUAGAUAAGAGUUGCAGGAACAUUGAAAGUCAUGCCAGAAACUUUGAAGCAUAUGAACUACCAGCAAUGUUAGACAAGAAAGCAGAUAAAACUUAUGUGGAUGCAGAACUAACAAAGAAAUUUUCGAAACCAGAUACAAUGACAUUUACAACAGAAAUUAUAAAUGGUGAACCAGCAACUCCAUUUGAAUUUGUUAGAGGUCUUCAACCAGAUACUUUUGAAUUUUUCUUGGAUAAUUCUAUUGAACUAACAUUACAUUAUAAAAGUGGAACAAAUGCAACAUUUCAUCCGGGAGAUACAUUCCAAAUGGUAUUUAAUGACAUAAGUUCUUUAGAAUAUGUUUAUAGAGUUAUGAGCAUAUAUGAUUUAAUAUAUCCUAUAGGAGCUGUUUAUACGUCUAUGAAUCCAAUAAAUCCAAACACUUUAUUUGGUGGUAGAUGGUAUGAAAUAGUUGACAGUUUUCCAUUCUACACUAAUACGCAGUCAAUGAAGAUGGGAGGUUCAAAGAAAAUAGGUAUUGAAAACCUUCCUUCACAUAUGCAUAG